Molecule: messenger RNA, 1191 nt
Organism: Toxotes jaculatrix (banded archerfish)
Lineage: Eukaryota; Metazoa; Chordata; Actinopteri; Toxotidae
Gene: rad9b
Product: RAD9 checkpoint clamp component B
Exons: 11
Coding region: 1-1191 (396 amino acids)
Biological process (GO): DNA replication checkpoint signaling; cellular response to ionizing radiation; DNA repair
Cellular component (GO): checkpoint clamp complex
Source: RefSeq, a predicted model, not a curated record
AUGAAGUGUGUCCUCGAAGGAAACGGUGUAAAAGUAUUUGGAAAGGCUGUUCAUGCCCUGUCGCGGAUUGGAGAGGAGCUGUGGUUGGAUCCCAUGGCUAAAGGGCUGGCACUGAGAUCAGUGAACACUGCUCAUUCUGCAUAUACCUGCUUCCUAUUCUCGCCACUGUUCUUCCAGCACUACAGCCUGGGCUCAGGAUCGGAGCAGGGCAGUGAAACCAUCAAAUGUAAACUAGUAAUGAAGUCUGUGCUACCACUUUUCCGGUGUUUGACUUCCAUUGAGCGUAAUGUGGAACGAUGUCAGAUAUCAAUCAGCACUCCCAGUGACCGAGUCAUAAUCCAGUUUUUCUGCAGACAUGGCAUCACCAAGACCCACAACCUCCGCUUCCAGGAAAGUGAGGCUCUGCAGGCAGUGUUUGACUCACACCUCUGUCCCAAUGUGCUUAAGGCACCUGCCAGGCUUCUUGGUGACAUGGUGAUGCUUUUCCCUGUGUCUCAGGAGGAAAUCACUCUGUCCAUGACACCUCUGAGAGUCAGCCUGAGAAAUUACUAUGACGGGGGAAAUGAUCAUAUGAAGAUGAUGCACACUGAGAUGUCCUUACACCCAGACGAGUUUGACUACUUUCAGGUCGGAGUGGACUCGGACAUAACCUUCUGUCUGAAGGAGCUGAGGGGUUUUCUGUCCUUUGCAGAGGCACAUUGCCUUCCAGUGUCGAUCCACUUCAGUGCUGCAGGAAAGCCUGUGUGUUUCUUUGUGGAGGACAUGGUGCUGGAGGCCACUGUGGUGCUGGCUACUCUGAUCGACACUGAAAACAGGGGCCCCUCUCAGCCUGUAGAUACCCCGGCCCCCAUUACACCCAGGUGUGCAGAUGCCACUGCUGCACCUGUGGUGUCAUAUGAGGCAGACAGCAGUAAGCCACAGGAUAUUCCUGCUGUGAUGGAGCUGAUCGCAUCCAGCCAGGGCAGCCCUGUAAUCAGCCCACCUGCUCUGAUGCAGCUCCUGCCUCACGCUGAUGAGCUUGACGGACUCAGUGCAACUCCUGCUUCCACUACGAUCUGCUCUCUCCUGUUCAGGGCCUUGUCUUCAGAGCAGGACAGUGAUGGACGUGCUGAUAGACCACCUGUUUUGGCAUGUUACAGUGACAUGGAGGAGGACAUGGAAGAAGACUACACAAGAAGUCCUACACUUUGA